CUACGCGGGUCACCAUCCAUCCUCUCAGUUGUUAGUGGUUCUUCUAUAAGAUGCCUCCCUCUCCUCUGUUUGUCCUCAACAGAGGAAGAUCUCUUCCUCUCUUCUCUCGCUAAAUGCUUCCUCUCUGAAACUCUUUAGACCCCGCAGCAGUACAAGAUCGUAAGCAAAAACAAUGAUUUUGAGAAGCUCCUCCACGCCAAUACUCAACUCAUGGCUUCCUCACUCGAGGGACUCUGCACCAGAACUCGACCUCCAGGCGCUUCAUCACCCAAGAACCAGAUCGCUGUCGUUAACGACGCAGCUUUUCCCCUCUCCACCUCACUCUGAUGAACCCACCAAGAAAGUGGUAGCAUCCACCAAGCCACAAGCCUUGGCUGAGGCCAAAGCCCAAGACCCUCCAAAGCUCAGUAAGAAGAAGAUCAACCUCCCUCAGAGCCAUAACAAUGUCGAACCAACCAAAGCUCGAUCUUCUUCCAUGAGAAACGAUGAGGAUCAAGAAGACGCAAAACCCAACUCAAGAACAGGGCCUUCUUCGCUGAGGAGGCUGCUUUCAAGUUCUGGGCUUGAUGGGGCUGUUCUUGUUGAAGAGGAUUGUGAUGUGGUGAAGAAAGAGGGUGAUGGGCUUCAGACCCUGGUUGUGGGUGGUGGAAUGGGAAGCGGCGGGAGCAGCGGAAUUUGCGGCGGUGGCGGUGAUGGUGGUGGCAGAGGAGGAUCGGACAGCCGAGAUGGAGGGUUUGGAUUCUACGAGAAUAACAAGAAUCCUGGUAUUGAUAGCACUGAUGCUUAUUACAGGACAAUGAUUGAAGCCAAUCCAGGGAAUGCUCUUUUGCUCGGGAACUAUGCCAAGUUCUUGAAAGAGGUUUGCGGAGAUUUAGCUAAAGCAGAGGAAUACUGUGGCAGAGCGAUUCUGGCUAACCCGAAGGACGCAAACGUCUUGUCCCUCUAUGCAGAUCUUAUAUGGCAGACACACAAGGACACCCAUAGAGCUGAGAGUUAUUUUGAUCAAGCAGUUAAAACUGCACCUGAUGAUAGUUAUGUCCUGGCUUCUUAUGCCAAAUUUCUGUGGGAUGUUGAGGAGGAAGAAGAGGAGGAGGAUGAACAUGGCAACACUUAUCCAACUGAUUUCUUUCAAGAAGCUCCUCACCACCACCCUCUCACUGCAACUUCUUAAAUAAUCCCCUCCUACUUGCUUGGAGACAAAGCAAAA
Messenger RNA from Syzygium oleosum, 1207 nucleotides. RefSeq lists its product as uncharacterized. The record is from RefSeq and is a predicted model, not a curated record. The coding region runs from base 173 to 1171 and encodes 332 amino acids. The transcript has 3 exons. Lineage: Eukaryota; Viridiplantae; Streptophyta; Magnoliopsida; Myrtales; Myrtaceae. Gene Ontology annotation, molecular function: protein binding.